AUGGCCCUAACAUGUAGUGAGAGUACUGAGUACUUAGGAGUAAUUUUCGAUCAUAAACUCACUUGGAAAUUAUAUAUUGACGAUAUCAAGCAACAGGCUGAGAAGCGUAUGAUACUCCUUAAGCGCCUCGCAGGAGUUAGCUGGGGCUGUGCUACCACAACUCUACUUGAUACCUAUAAGACUUUUAUAAAACCUGUCAUGACUUACGGUAACGCUCCUCUUAUUACAGUAUCUGAGAGAGGUAUAAAUAGACUGGAACGACUGCAAAAUAAUGCACUCCUUCUUGUCACCGGUGUUGUCAAGACCACACCUAUUGACGCACUUCUAUUAUAUACCAAUGAUUUCCUUUUACAAUAUGAAAUAAAGAAAUCAGCUUUGAAGCUCUAUCAGAAACUAAUUCACCUACCUCAUAGCGAUAUGUUGACCAAGUCUGAACCUCGUGGGCUGAAGACUCAGGACGGCUACCUUCAAACUGUAUUAAAAGUGAUGGAUGAAUUUGAUAUACCUUCCCGGAUUGAACCCUUGCUUCCCCCCUUAAAUCCUAUGGAAGCUAGCGAAAUAUUAUAUCACCUGGACCUUAUGAGUCCUGUCUUAAAACCCCAGGAUUGUACAGCAGCUUUGUUCAGAGUGGGGAUGGAGACUAUCCAUAAUCAUUUUCCUCUUGAAGCAUGGUUGCACAUAUAUACAGAUGGCUCAAAGCUUGAGAUAGAUGGCGUUGCCGGUGCUGGUAUUUAUAGUGAGUAUUUCUCCCACUGUCUUUCGUUGGGAACCGCCAAGACCGCCUUUGAUGGUGAAGUUGAGGCAAUCAAAGUAGCUUUAACUCUUUCAAAUGCUCGCCCUUCUAUUUUCGAUCGAACUGUCAUCUUCUCGGAUUCCCAAGCUACGAUUCUGGCCAUUGCCAACUGCUCUCAAGUCCUUAGCUCUUAG
Messenger RNA from Parasteatoda tepidariorum (common house spider), 927 nucleotides. The record is from RefSeq and is a predicted model, not a curated record. NCBI's taxonomy places the organism in Eukaryota, Metazoa, Arthropoda, Arachnida, Araneae, Theridiidae.